AUGCCACCUGCCAUUAGUGACGACGAGCAAUCCGAUCCGGGCGACGGAAUCGCGAUCCCCCUCAAGGAGAAGCGUGCCAAGUCCCGAUCGGCCGAAUACCGAGACGACGUCCUCCAGACUAAGAGCGAAGAGGAGGAUAUCCCGGAGAUCAAGGGCGACUUAAACGGCGGCCCCGCCAAAUCAACAGUAAAGAGUGACGAAGACGAAGACGAGGAAGAUGAGGACGAGGAUGAGGAUCUGGAGCCCGACGAGUACAUUGUAGAGAAGAUCCUCGACCAUCUGGUCGCCGAAGACGGUACCGUCAACUUCCGCGUCAAGUGGGAAGGCUAUGAGAAGAAGGCCGACCAGACCUGGGAGCCCGAAGACAGCUUGAAGGAAGGCGCAUCCGAGAUCUUGGAGGGAUACCUGAGAAAGCUCGGUGGGCGCGAAGCGCUUUUUGAGGAGAAGUCCAAGGCCAAGGCCACAAAGAAGCGCGGUCGUCCUUCUGGAUCUUCGGCCACACCACCAGCAACCACCAAGAAGUCUAAGCGAAGCGGCCACCCCGCCGAGUCUACCCCUCCUGCGUCGGCAAAGGAGGCCAAGAGCAAAGCCUGGACUUUACCUAGCGGCAGCUGGGAAGAGGAGGUCGAGAGCAUUGACGCCUGUGAGGACGAGGAAUCCGGAUCAUUGAUCAUCUAUCUGAACUGGCGCAAUGGCCAGAAGACUAAGCACUCCAAGGACGUCGUGUACAAGCGAUGCCCCCAAAAGAUGCUGCAAUUCUACGAAAGACACAUUCGUAUCAUCAAGGCGGGCCCCGAGCCCACGGAGGAGGCCCAGGUUUAG
Colletotrichum graminicola M1.001 is the source of this 822-nucleotide messenger RNA. RefSeq names its product chromo domain-containing protein. Gene Ontology annotation, biological process: chromatin organization; negative regulation of transcription by RNA polymerase II. Lineage: Eukaryota; Fungi; Ascomycota; Sordariomycetes; Glomerellales; Glomerellaceae. The record is from RefSeq and is a predicted model, not a curated record. The transcript is spliced from 6 exons. Gene Ontology annotation, cellular component: nucleus; pericentric heterochromatin. Gene Ontology annotation, molecular function: chromatin binding. Bases 1 to 822 code for a protein of 273 amino acids.